AUGGAAGAGCAGGGUGCGGCCGAGCUCCUCAUGGACGACAACGCUACAGCGGAGGCUCCUCGUCCCGGCACGUCCCUCAACCGUCCCAUGACAAAGGGGGGGCACAACCAGAGCAUGCGGCCGAUGACUAGCACUGGCCGGCCGUUGACCGGGUUUCAGAGGCCCGGCAUCACUGUUCGGCCGGUGAGUGGCCAGGCGAUGGACCUGACAACCGCAAUGACCGGCUCUAGGCCGGCAAGCUCUCGGCCCCUGACUUCCAUGGGGAGGGAGGUUCGCCUGGGGACCGCUAGUAUGGCCCUCUCUGCGGGUAGCGGGGAGGCGGGCGGGCUCUUCAUCGACAGUUCGCGGCUGGACCUGCGACGCUACGCGCGCCGGCCCUCUCUGGCGAUGGCGCUCGCCGACUACCUCGUCUUCGUAGAGAGGAAUCCGCGAAAGGCGCUAGACCUUGCGGCGGAGGCAACGACUUUGAAGGAGUUCAAGGACUGGUGGUGGAAGGCGAGGCUAGGAAAGUGCUACUACAAGCUUGGUAUGCUUCGGGAGGCCGAGCGGCAGCUCAAAUCUUCUCUCAUGGACCAGGACAUGGUUGUCACCUAUCUCGACCUCGUCAAGGUCUACACCAGGCUUGACCUACCGAACACUGCACUUGACCUCCUCCUCAAGGCCAGGUGA
Molecule: messenger RNA, 669 nt
Organism: Ectocarpus siliculosus
Lineage: Eukaryota; Phaeophyceae; Ectocarpales; Ectocarpaceae
Source: the annotation of a GenBank genome assembly